Messenger RNA from Periconia digitata, 1065 nucleotides. The record is from the annotation of a GenBank genome assembly. Lineage: Eukaryota; Fungi; Ascomycota; Dothideomycetes; Pleosporales; Periconiaceae.
CUUUCUUCAAUCGCAGUCGAACCACCGCAUCAUACGUUUUCAGUAUACAUCAUGAAAGCCGGCCAGUGGGAUCCUACACAAGGCAAAAUCGUCAUAAACGACAUACCAAAACCCACACCAGCCUCGAAUCAAUUCCUCGUAAAAAUUCAUUCCGCCUCUCUCUGCCACUCUGAUCUCAUCACCUCGCUUCGUCCCUCGCACCCAGUCACCAUCGGUCACGAGGGCGUCGGUUACAUCGAGGCCAUCGGCGAUGCAGCAAAAGAUCGGGGUUUCAAGGUAGGCGACGCCAUUGGCUUCGACUACUUCAUCGGAUGUUGUUUUGAGUGCGAGGGCUGCCAAGUACAUAAUCUGCGCUGCGAGAAUGGAAACUCGCAGCUGCAAGGAUUUGCAGUAGAUGGGUUUUUCGCAGAGUAUGCGGUUGUGGAUUGGCAGAAUGCGGUGGUGUUGCCCGAAAUUCUGGAUAUGAAGAAGACUGCGCCGCUUUUCUGUGCGGGUAUCACGAGUUUCCAUUCUGUGGAUAGUUGUGAGAUGCAAGAGGGGCAAUGGCUGGCGGUGAUUGGGUGUGGUGGGCUCGGACAGUAUGCUAUUCAGUAUGCAAAGGCGAUGGGAUAUAAGACGAUUGGGCUUGACAUCAGCGAUGCGCAACUGGAGCAGGCGAAAAAGGUCGGCGCUGAUGCCGUCUUCAACUCAAUGACGAACAAGGACUAUGUCGAUGAGAUCAAAAAGCUCACCGGAAAAGGAUGUCACGCAGCAGCAGUUUAUAGCGCAUCCAACGCAGCGUAUGCUGGCGCUCCGAAAGUGUUGAGAACAGGUGGUCUGUUGAUGAUCAUUGGCAUUGCGCCAAAAGGUCUCGAUUUCAUCAAUACAUUCGAUCUUACGACUGGAGCGUAUCGCAUCAAGGCGGACAGCACGAGUAUACCUCAGAGGAUGAAGAAAGCGGUUGAUUUCACUGCAAAACACAAUAUUCAGCCGGACGUGUCCUACAACAAAAUCGAGGACCUUCCUCGAAUGUUUGAUGACAUGUUGAAUGGUAAAGCGGAUAAGCGACAAGUCGUAAUCUUCUAG